CGCCGAGAACUCUUUUUAUAAGCAGUGCGACUUUAUUUCCCAGAUUGCACCGCGCACCGUGAUGUUCCCAACAGCUGACAGACGGCGAAGCCUCUGCCAGAGCUGUCGGUGGAAGCUAGCGGAGCCCUGUCGUCGGAAAACCACACCGACAGAAGAAGAAAGAAAAAAAAAGAAAAGACGAACCGAACCUUUGCGGGAACCGAGCCGCUGAACGAGUGCGUUGUUUUGAGGAAGACAUAUUUAGUUGGUCUUGCCAGCUUUUUAUUUAUUAUUUUUUUUUUUUGUUCUUAUACCCCAGCAUUGGCAGCCGCGGGGACAAUUGCUGUCAGCUAACUUCCACAAUAGGUCGCUGCAGCGUCGCUGGACCGCCGCUUUAUGUUUUGUUCCAGCUCAGCGGUUUGACUCCAGCCCCUUCCCUCUCCAGCCGUGCCCCAAUGCUGAGGAAUGGAUAGCGUGUCUGCCAACGGUGGGAAGAUGGUCGAGAGUGAUGGGCAGCAGCCGGAGAGGCACGGCGGCGGCGGCGGCGGCGGUGGCGCAGCGAUGGCCGCGCUCCAUCAGUGCGAGCUCAUCCAGAAUAUGAUUGAUAUCUCCAUCUCCAGUUUACAAGGGCUGCGCACCAAAUGCGCCGCGUCCAACGACCUCACGCAGCAAGAAAUACGCACUUUAGAGGUAAAGCUGAUGAAAUACAUCUGUAAACAGCUGCAGUGUAAAAAGAAAGUCCCAGAGGCAGAGAGGCCCGAGGCCCUGGACGGCUACCCGCACCUACGAGACUGGCUGCGCACCGUCAACCUGCGGCCGGAGCUCAUCCAGGCGGUGGAGGCCAAGCUGUCCCUGGACGCGUUGCUGCAGAUGACAGGAGCUCAGGUGAGCGAUGCGAUGAGAAGACUGGGGUCCAGCUCCGAAGAGUGUUCUAGAGUCGGUGCUGCCCUCUCCUGCCUGAAGAGUGCCACUGAAUCCGGAGGUGAAAUGAAAGAGGAUGGUGUUUCCUGGUUGUCCGAGCCCAUUAGGCGGGACAGCGGCUCCCUACUCACCGCCGACCAGCUGCCUUACCUCGGAACCCCCCUUCGCCCCCACAGUCCAUCGCCUCUGGCGCGCCCAUCCACCAUCCAGUCCACCCCAUCCACCCCCUCCGCCACCUUCCACCAUCCCCGCUCCGGUUCUGUUUCGGCAGCGCCUUCGCCGGACGGCCUGGGCUCGUACGGCCACGGCGAGAGCCCUCUCGCCGAUCUGUUCCCCAUGCCUCGGCCACGCACAACCCGGCUCCAAGUGCACACUUCCACCCCGCCCGUUACCCCUCCCUCCAAGACGCGCCUCAAGCCGAAGCCGCCCUGCACUCCCCCGCCGCCGUCCCACAAGGUGCUGCCUCUGCUGCCCAACAUUUCUCUGACGCGCAGCAAAAGCCACGAGUCCCAGCUGGGCAACCGCAUCGAGGAUCCUCCCAACAACAAGUGCGGUAAAAAGAACAAAUUGUUGCCGAACAUGCAAGUGAACGGUAACGAAUGUGAGGACUCGCCGUCUCGAUACCCGGGCAAGCCGGCACGGACCCCCGGAGCGACCACGGCUCCCAGCACCGCACCUUACACCCUGCCAGGGACCCCCACGUUAAGUGAGGAGCCCAGCAUAAUUAAGAAUAACGUAGCAUUGCACCGCAGCUCCCCAAAAGCUGUCAGAAGGGACAUCGGUCUAGCAGUAACGCACAGGUUUUCGACCAAGUCCUGGUUGUCCCAGACAUGUCAAGUGUGCCAGAAGAACAUGAUGUUCGGUGUUAAAUGCAAACACUGUCGAUUAAAGUGCCACAACAAAUGCACAAAGGAGGCUCCAUCCUGCAGAAUCUCCUUUCUACCAAUUGCCAAAAUUAGGAGGACCGAGUCAGUUCCUUCUGACAUAAACAACCCUGUGGACCGACCGCAAGAAGCGCCGCAGUUUGGUACAUUACCAAAGGCCAUAACGAAAAAGGAUCCUCCCGUCAUGAACCAGCUGGACUCGAGCAGCAACCCCUCCUCCACCACUUCAUCCACACCUUCCUCCCCGGCCCCCUUCCAGCAGAGCAACCCCCCAAGUGCCACCCCUCCACCGAACCCUUCGCCCAAGGGACACAGAGACAGCCGAUUUAACUUUCCAGCUGCGUAUUACUUUCAGCAUAGGCAGCAGUUCAUCUUCCCCGACGUUUGCAGUCCUGCGAAUGUGUACUCUGACGUCCUCCAGGACCCCGUCAGCGAGGCAGAACAGCCGGCGGAUGACACGCACCCUGAUCUGGUAGAGGAUGAAGAUGAAGAGGAAGCGGACGAGGACAUCGAGGUGGAGGACGAAGAUCCCGAAGCGGAGGAGGAGAACGAAGACGACGACGGGCAGGACCCUGGAGGGGAAUACGAGGACAGGGAGGACAUGAGGAUGAACAUUGGCUCAGACGGUGAGUGCGACGAGCUGGACGAUCUGCCGUGCUCUCGCGGAAACCAGUGGAAGGGCCCCAUAUCCCGCAAGCCCAGUCAGACUAGCGUGUACCUGCAGGAGUGGGACAUUCCUUUUGAGCAGCUGGACCUAGGGGAGCUCAUCGGAAAGGGCCGCUGGGGCCGAGUGCACAAGGGUCGGUGGCACGGCGAGGUCGCCAUCAGGCUUCUUGAGAUCGACGGGAACAAUCAGGACCACCUGAAGCUCUUCAAGAAGGAGGUGAUGAACUACAGGCAGACCAGACACGAGAACGUGGUCCUCUUCAUGGGGGCCUGCAUGGCUCCACCCCACCUAGCCAUCAUCACCAGUUUCUGUAAAGGGAGGACGCUGUAUUCAGUCGUUCGGGACACUAAGAACAAUUUGGACAUCAAUAAAACGAGGCAAAUCGCUCAGGAGAUUGUUAAGGGAAUGGGCUACCUUCACGCCAAAGGCAUCGUCCACAAAGACCUGAAGUCCAAGAACGUUUUCCACGACACCAACAAGGUGGUGAUCACGGAUUUUGGCCUGUUUGGGAUUUCUGGAGUGGUUCAGGAGGGGAGGCGUGAGAAUAAACUCAGACUUCCCCACGGUUGGAUAUGUUACCUCGCGCCGGAGAUCGUGCGUAAAAUGAGCCCGGGUAACAACGAGGACCGCCUUCCCUUCUCCACAGCAGCAGACGUGUAUGCCUUUGGAACAAUCUGGUAUGAGCUUCAAGCGAGGGACUGGCCAAUCACGAACCAGCAUAUCGAAGCCACCAUCUGGCAGGUUGGCAGUGGAGAGGGCAUAAAGAAGGUUUUGGGGGAGAUCAGCCUGGGCAAGGAAGUCACUGAGAUCCUCUCGGCCUGCUGGUCGUUUGACCCGAGAGACAGACCAACCUUCACUCAGCUGGCCGACAUGCUGGAGAAGCUGCCCAAGCUCAACCGCAGGCUCUCGCACCCAGGACACUUCUGGAAGUCUGCAGAGUUGUAGCAGUCACUCAGAAACAUAAGCAAUGCAAAACAAAGCCUGGGCCUGCCUUGCAUGCUCCUGAAUCCUUAACUGUUACAGGAUUGAUCAAAGCAUUGCCUCAGCCUGAAACGGGGCGCCACUUCCACUAAUCCCCCGUCCAAUCUUCCGUGUCUAACCGCUGGCGUUGUUCUCGUUUGGAAGAGACGAUCGAGGGACUUGAAAUAUGAAAGUUGGGGGGGGAGGUGGUGGAGACAGCCGCUGUAGCCCUCCUUGCUUUCCCUUCUGACACGUCUUUAAAAGUUUUAUUUUUUUUAUGUGAUUCUGAAACAUCUGCCGGGCUUGUUAACGACUGGCUUGCGGUGCCUGUGCCGAGACUGAUUGACUGACCGACUGUGGUCCGGGCCUGCUGAUGGCUGCUCUCCUUCUCUGUGCUGCUACCACGCGGUUGCUCUCGCGGGGGGGGGUCCUGACCACACGGCACUUUGUUUGUUCCUGCCUGAACACACGCACACAGACACAAAGCAAAAAGACGCUGCUGGACCUAAAACGGACCCAAUCACUGAACGGACAGCUUCAUUUAUCUCUGCGCCCCUCCCUCAGGGUGGGGGGGGGGGGGGGGGCUGACACACGUCGGACGGGCUGCUUGAGUGAUGCUCUCAAAGCGGCCGCCUUGUGCCUCUUCUCCGUGGCUUUUCUUUACGGCUUGUGUGACAGCAUGUGUUCAACGACCCGUGCCCAGACGAUAUGCACUUUUGUCCAAAAAGAAAAUGAAAAUAAAGAAUUUUAGUUUUUCUUUUUGGAUUAUAAUUUAGUUUUUUUUUUUUUCUUUAUUUCUCGCAUGGUGAUUUUUUGCUGUGUUCUUACACUUUCUCUUCAGGCUAGUCUCUAAGACUGAACCGUGUGACGUGCUCACUUGUAUGUUGUCCUCACGAUCUGGUAAAUCUCUGUUUUAUGGGAUGCAUUUGAAAGCACCAACAAGUCGCUGAGAGGUUUGAGUGAAAAUGAAACGGGUCAAAAGUAGACGGGAAUGAUAAAAAGCGUAAUAUCGAUUUGACUGAAAUGCAUCGAUCGGGAAUCGGAUGCGAACGUGUCCCAAAAUCCUCCCAUAAACACGGCCUCCUCAGUGCGCUUGUGUCCAUCGUUUCCUGGCUUCAGUUGGGUUGUUGGUAUUUAUGUGUUGGUUCUUUUUUUUUUUUUUUUUUUAUCUCGUGGGUGCACGUACAACUGGGUGAGCGUUCAGUGUUGGAAUAUGUUUGUGUUUUGGGGGGAUUUUUAUUUUAAUUUUUUGUGAAAGAUUGCAGUUCGUGUUCCAGAUCCAGUUCUGUGUAAUGUACAUAAAUUAAUAUAUAGCAAAUUAACACAAUUCUUUUAAAAUUUGUAUUAAACAUUUUAUAUGUAAAAUAUGUCAACAUUUUUGAUUAGGUAGUCCUCUGGCUAUUAUGGAUAUGUGUGUAUAUAUAUACAUAUAUAUUUAUAUUUUUUCAUGUAUAAAAACACUGUAUAAAGGCUGUACAUGUUUUUUUUUAAAGGAUGGUCCAAGUCAUGUUUUUUAUGUUGUAAAGAUCCAUAUUUUUGUAUUGCAUGUGACUACCAUUCUGUACACAUAGUUUCUGUUUCCAUCCAUGGAAGACAAUAAAAUGGGCUUGUCAUGUAACAAGCUAACGCCGUUUUA
Fundulus heteroclitus (mummichog) is the source of this 5047-nucleotide messenger RNA. It is a transcript of the gene ksr1a, whose product is annotated as kinase suppressor of ras 1a. Lineage: Eukaryota; Metazoa; Chordata; Actinopteri; Cyprinodontiformes; Fundulidae. The transcript is spliced from 21 exons. Gene Ontology annotation, biological process: protein phosphorylation. Gene Ontology annotation, molecular function: protein kinase activity; ATP binding. Bases 445 to 3396 code for a protein of 983 amino acids. The record is from RefSeq and is a predicted model, not a curated record.